Messenger RNA from Parasteatoda tepidariorum (common house spider), 776 nucleotides. RefSeq lists its product as uncharacterized. The record is from RefSeq and is a predicted model, not a curated record. Lineage: Eukaryota; Metazoa; Arthropoda; Arachnida; Araneae; Theridiidae.
UAAGCUUACACAAAAAGUUCGUUGCGCUAAUCUACAUUCCACAAUCUCAAAAUUGUGUUAAUUAAGUAUUCUAUCUGUGGGACGGUGGCUGGCAGUCUUUUACGAAAUUUUUUUUAAGAAAAAUAUCCUUUUUAAAUUUAUUACCACAAUGACGAAACAGGAAAUUCGACGUCGGCGUGGAGAAAUAUUCUGUCUUUGGAUGAGCGUUUUCAGUGUUAUGGUGGGUGUAGUCUUAACCUCUACCACAAGUCCUGAUCAACCCGCUGACAUCUGGUUUAUCUCUGGAAUAAUUAGUGGAUUUCUAGGUUCAGUUACUGCUUUUGGUUUUGUACUUUACAUUUCUUUUUCCUCUGAAUAUCAUUAUCAGGAGACAGUUUCAAGCAAAAAGGAAACUGCACAGCCGGAAAAUCAGGAGAAGGAAAAACGGGAAUCAGCAUCUCCAAAAAACUCGGAGAAUGAAAAGCUGGAACACCCCCAAAAUAAUUAUCAACAGCAUAAGACAGCCGAUAAAACAGAUCUGGUUGAAUUGGAUGAGAUGAGACAAGCGGAAUAUCAGGAGGUGCAGGAUAUAUUGAAUAAAGCAACCAAAAUGUUAGAAGAAUUCCGAUUUAUUGCUGAAAAUUUGGAAGCUGAAAGGAAGUGAAAUUAUGACUUCCGUAGGAAAAAUAUUUUUUAGUUGUUUAAUAAGAUUACUUUUAAAUUUUUAUGGUAAACGGUUCUUAGAACUGAUGCUUUUAAUGUUUUUAUUGGAAAUAAAUGCAUUUUUACUCUUUACA